Molecule: messenger RNA, 4305 nt
Organism: Colletotrichum truncatum
Lineage: Eukaryota; Fungi; Ascomycota; Sordariomycetes; Glomerellales; Glomerellaceae
Product: binuclear zinc transcription factor
Biological process (GO): regulation of DNA-templated transcription; DNA-templated transcription
Cellular component (GO): nucleus
Molecular function (GO): zinc ion binding; DNA binding; DNA-binding transcription factor activity, RNA polymerase II-specific
Source: RefSeq, a predicted model, not a curated record
AUGGAUACCGACGGCGGCGAACAGGCGGAGCUGCCGGGCACUGCCGGCCAGGGGUCUGAGCCGUUAGCAUGCGUCACCUGCCGUUCCCGGAAGCUCAAAUGCGACCGUGUCAAACCGGCUUGCAGUCGAUGCAUGAAAGUAAAGGGAGAGUGCGUAUAUCCUGAGUCAAGGAGAAAACCUGCGUUCAAGCGGAGGAAUGUGAAGGAGCUCGAGGAGAGGCUAGCCCAGGUGGAGGAUCUGCUCAAAGAGGCCAGCAAGACUAAUGGAGCUGGGCCAACGGCGGGAGAUCUAGACAGUCGGAUCAACGUCGGCAUGGACGACUUUACCGUCGAUGUGAACACCUUCCUUGCAAUGCAGAAUGGCUUAGCUGUUGAAACUCCCGACAUACCGACCGGAUUGCUAGGGGAACAAAAUGUUCCGCCCACCGAGACUCAGGUUCCUAACCUUGGCGAGCCCUCUGGAGAGCUUAUGGGGCUUGGGCUUUCAGAAGCCUUGCCCCCUUUUGAGAUGAUGGAGGAUCUUAACAAGAGUUUUUUCGAAAGGCAACAACAUUUCAUACCCAUCAUCCAUCCAGGCCGGUAUUUUCAGGCGUUCUAUUCGGCGCCUCACAAACGACCGCCUAUGUGCCUGCAGUAUGCCGUUUGGGCCAUGGCUUCAAAUGGACACGAGAAGUACUCUCAAUACCAUGAGAUAUUUUACAAGCGGGCUCGGCAGUAUGCGGAUGCGGAUGAGAUGAGGAGCUACGGCGAGCAUUUCUUAACCGUCCAACACGCGCAAGCAUGGGCUCUCAUAGCCACAGACGAAGCGAGGUGCAUGUUCUUUACAAGAGCAGCCAUGAGUUCAGCAAAGUGUGUGCGUUUAGUAGAAAUGAUGGGUCUCCAUCGAAUCGAUGGCGAUGGCCAGGAAAUGGCCCCGACACUCGCACCAGCAACGUCGUGGGUUGAUUUGGAGGAGAGACGGAGGGCGUUCUGGGGUGCAUACUGCAUAGACUGCCAUGCAAGUAUCUCAACAGGUUGGCCGACUCUCAUCGACCCCAAUGAGAUCACUACUCAUCUACCGUCUUCCGAAGAAGCGUUCAACUCGGCCCGGGAAGAGAAAACUUCAAGCAUGCAGGAUGCUUUCAAGGGGGCAUCGUAUUCGACAUUCGCUGGGGCUGUCAUUAUCUGUUACAUCUUCAACAUGCUUCUGAAGCACGUUCACUGGGAAAGGCCUAAGGAUCGACCCGAAGACGUCGAGUAUGGCGAGUUUUGGAAACGCCACAGAGAUAUUGACAACAUGCUCUCAAGCGCCUUCAUGUUCUUGCCUGAACGCUUCCGUCUGCCUCAGAGCAUGAAGGAUCCCACUGCGGUUCACACAAAUCUCAACCUCCACGCGUCAAUCAUAUGUUUGCACCAUGCAGCGCUUGAUAGGAUCGAGGCGAACAGUCUUCCUGAUCAACUGAAGGCUUCGUCACAACUUCGACUGCGAACUGCAGCGGAAGAGGUGGUCAGCAUCGUUAAGCUGACGAGCCACAUGAACUCUGGUUACAAGAGCCCUCUGGUCGCUUUGUCGCUGUACUGCGCCGCAUCUGUAUAUGUUUACAAUGCUAAAUGCGACCCGCAGAACGGCCUGUCAAUGACUGAUUUACAAAACCUCAAAUUCAUCAUCCAGGCAAUGGAGGGCAUCGGGCGCAGGCAUCUCAUCACGCAAGCCUUCCUCCAGCAAAUUUAUAUGGACAUUCAGCGCAACGGACUCUCGGGCAUCAUUGAUGUGCCCAAUUUGAACAAUUACAAGAACACAUUCGGCUGGACGUGCUCUAACAUCCCGUUGCUUGCACGCAGCUCAAUAUCUAAACACACCGAGGUCCAGCCUCCUCUCCCUGGGAGGCUACCCCUCGGCAAUCCCAGAGGGACUGCUUACGAGAACCACCCAAGGAUGAACGAAAGAUGGCACGGGUCAAUGAUACCCCAGUCGGCCUGCCCUACCUCUGCGGAUUUCGCUCAGCUAGGCCAUCCAGCAUAUCUCUCAGCAAGCGAGACCCCACCCGAGAAUGCCUCCAAUAAGCGGAAGCGGUCUUCGUUAACGGCGAGCCCCAGUGCAAACCAUGCCAAGACUGGCGUCUUCAGCGGCACAUUCUUUUCCGAGGGCAGUUCUAAAGCUGCGCCGGCGCCGACGUCAACAAGGAAUGGCAUCGACGGCAUGGGCGGCUUCGGUACGGGGUUUCUGCGCGCCUCGGGGGUGAUUCCAAAAAACGGGUCGGUGCCGCAGUUUAGCCUGCCGCACAGGACGAACUCAACAUCACCAUCUCCGUCUUCGGUUUUUAACAAGAGUACACCUUCACAAUCGGCAGUCAGCAGCAACACUACGCCUCCUGAUGAGGCAACGGGAAACAAUACGCCAGAUAACAGCGUCCAGAGCACCAAUGGCAAUAUAAGAGACAUGAAUGGUGCAGCGAGUGGGAACGGCAGCAACGCCAAUGGAAACGUGAACGAAAUCAUAGAUAUAACGAGCAUCCAGACUCAACUCGCAGGCGCAUCGUCGUCGACGUGGGACUCGAGGGGCCUCCAAUAUGCGCCUAGCAUCGAUCCAAUUUCAUUCAUCGACUUUGACGCACUGGAGAAGGAGGUCCAGACCAUCAAGAAUGCGGUGAAUCCCAACGCCGUCUCGGCUGCCGGCGUGGCCCCCCCGGCCGCCCUCCCGCUGCCGAGCCCAAGUACCGCUUACCCGGUAAGUGUCUUUGCGGAUCGGCCGCCUCCUUCGGCCGGUCGUGUGAGUCUACCUGCUUUGUCACCUGUGCACUCCCGCCCGGCCGAGCAAGUUCCCACACCUACCCUCACUUCGCAUACGACCCCGACGGGACCGGUGAGACCUCCGGCACAGCCGAGGGCGUUGGGGUCCAAAGUACUAUCCAGCGAGGAUAUUGAGUUCUACUUUGACCACUACUUUGAGCACUUCCACCCUUACUUUCCAGUUGUCCGGUCCCAAGACCCGGAUAAGCUGUAUAGGCUGAGCCCCAUACUGUUCUGGACCAUCAUAGCCGUGUCAUCACGGCGGUACGCCAAAGAUCCCGGAUUGUUCCAAUUCCUGAUCGACAAUCUACCCAAGGAGGUUUUGUCUGCCGUGUCGAAUCCGCCCAUCAGCAUAUCGACCAUCAAUGCGCUGCUCGUGCUUUGUACGUGGCCGCUCCCCACCAUCAGGUUUCUCAACGACCCGUCAUCUUCCUAUGUCGCCAUUGCCCAGAAUGCGGCCUUGUUGCUUGGCCUGCACACAGGGCGUGGUACCCAUCCCGAGUUUUGCAUCGGACCGAACCGACAGACAGAUAUCACGGACGAGGAAGCCUGCUUCACCUGGAUGGGAUACAACAUCCAGGCUCAAAGGGUGGCAUCGAGUAAUGGAUUUCCUCCACCGGCUGGCUUCUUCAACGAAGCUGUCAACAGAGCAGCUGGCGGUCGGUCGCUACCAGACGCUUUGGGAUAUUUCGGUCUGUUGUACGAGAUGCAAAAGUUUUCGAACCGACUAAACCGUACCAUGUUUUCUGUCGCUGAGGAUGGCGAAGGAGUGUCGGACUCUGUUAUACAGCUACUGGAGGACGAACUGAACAAACUGAGGCAGCUACAAGCUCGGCAUAAUACAGACCUUGAUUUGUUCGCCAUCCUGGCGGUCCAGUUCGAGCUGCAGUCGUAUUAUUUUAUCCCCCUGUCGACUGCUGACAAGUCCACGUUCCGCCACAACGUGAACCGAGCAUACAGCACGGCACAAGCCAUCAUAAACCUAAGUCUGCGUCUCGAUAACUCCCAGCGCUUCUUGCACCACACCCCUCAGCACGCCUUUCGGACCGUGCUCGACGCCGCAGCCGUCGUCUUCGACGUGCUCAUUUCCGGCUACGCGACAGAUCUUGAGCUCGCCAACGCCGAGGUAUCCAUCAAAAACGCCCAGGAAGCGCUACGGAGGUGCUCGGUGCAAGAGGGCGAUUUCGCCAUGCGAAUCCUGCGCAUGAGCGAGUCAUACUGGAGCUUACGGCAUAUAGUAUCACCACUCGAGGCGCCGAUUUCAAACUACCCCCAUCGCACAGGUGCAGUCGUGUCAUUCGGCACGCUGCGGCGGUGGAAGAAGGAGCUCGACCAGGCGAGGAUGGGCCAGGCCCAGGCGGGCGGCGGCCAGGCGGGCGCGGCGGGGUCGACGCCGGCGGCGCCGGAUGCGAGCGCGAACGCGAACGUCUUGCCGACGAAUGAUUUGCUGCAGGAUAUCGACUGGUCGAUGCUGAUGGACGACUUUGACUGGACGGCGGGCGGUGCGGGAGAACCGAACUUUUUAGGAUUAUCGUAA